Messenger RNA from Phytophthora megakarya, 1017 nucleotides. The record is from the annotation of a GenBank genome assembly. NCBI's taxonomy places the organism in Eukaryota, Oomycota, Peronosporomycetes, Peronosporales, Peronosporaceae.
AUGGACCAUAUCCCGUCAUUACCCGCGUCGCAUAAAGGCAACACGGAACGCUUGAUCUGGGUCGACCUCUUCACGGGUUUCGUGAUCGCGAAGGCGAGUGCGUCUCGAACGGCUCAAACCGUCGCGGAAUCGUAUGAGGAAGCCGUCUUCAGACGUUUCGGUGCCAGCGAAACAAUCCGUCACGACCGUGAGCUCGGCUUCACGUCACAUUUUUUCAAGGCUUUCAACAAGCUGAUGGGACAGCGCCAAUGCGCGACGCUCGCCUACCGUUCGCAAGUAAACGGGGCGGCAGAACGCAUGGUGCAGACCAUUAUAAGAGCUAUCACGAUGUACAUUGCCGACAUCGACCAACGCGACUGGGACCAAUACGCAGAGCGACUGACAUAUGCGCUUAACACGGCUCACGACCGAACGCGGGACGAAACCCCGUUUGUCCUCGUGCAUGGCUGGGAUCCGCGGUCUACACUGAAAGCGGCGCUAGCUGUGGGCAACACAUCGUGCCGAGAUGCAGAAGAUCGACGGUGGACGAUGAACAUUCUGCGUCACUACCAGAUAGCACGCGAACAAUCCCAGGAACUGGUGCGCGAGACAGUGGACGUGAGAGCGGCACGCCAUAACGCGCACGCCACUGAGCACGCGAUAGAUCGGGGCUCACGAGUCUGGUUGUAUCUGGAUCGAGUCAAGCCGGGAUAUUUGCGGAAGCUCGCACAUGUUGACACGAUACUACGAAGUCCAGUCGGAACUUCGGAACUAGCACGCAAACUAUACACCAACACGAAAAGCGUUCACCCGCAUCGUGUCAAUAUGUGGUACGGGCCGUUUCGCGUUGCAGAACGGGUUAGCGCGUACGCUGUACGUCUAGAGACCAACGGGACUCCGUACCAGUUGUUCCUGAUCAUGCACCUCUCAAAGCUAAAACCCGUCCGUGAGUUCCCGUCGAGACUUGAACUGCAACUGACAGUACCCUCUCGAGAGCGCUUCGACUUCGACGAGGAGCAUCUACCGGAGGAUAGCUGA